AUGGACAAAGACGAAUACAAUAAUGACGAUGCUCAGCUGGCCCGGAUGGGCCAUAAGUCUGAGUUGAAGCGAAACUUCUCAUUGAUAUCGAUGCUGGGUCUUGCUUUUGCCAUUUUAAAUUCAUGGACCGCUUUGUCGGCAAGUUUGGGGCUCAGUUUGCCCUCAGGAGGUAGUACUAGUAUUGUCUGGGGUCUCAUCACGGCAGGAAUCUGUAAUUUGUGCAUGGCAACCUCCCUAGCUGAGUUCCUUUCUGCAUACCCCACCGCGGGAGGGCAAUAUCAUUGGGUCGCUGUGACUUCAUGGGGAAAAUGGAUGCCAAUUCUUUCCUGGAUUACGGGAUGGGUGAACUGCUCUGGCUGGGUUGCGCUGGUCGCAACUGCUGGUCUGCUGGGCAGUCAGCUCAUUCAGGGUGUGAUAUCUCUCAUGAACCCGAGCUAUAGCCCCCAGCGCUGGCACCAAUUCCUGAUCUAUAUCGGCUACAACAUCGUCGCUUUCCUCAUCAACGCGUUUAUGAACAACCUUCUGCCUUAUGUCACCAAGGGCGCUUUCAUCUGGUCUUUGACAGGAUUUGCCGUCAUUUGCAUCACCGCACUUGCAUGUGCUUCACCGAAUUAUAACUCCGCAGAAUUUGUCUUCACGGACUUCAUUAAUACAACAGGAUGGCCUGAUGGAGUUGCAUGGUUGCUUGGGCUUCUGCAAGGUGGCCUUGGUGUUACUGGCUUUGAUGGCGUCGCUCACAUGAUUGAAGAAAUCCCCAACCCCUCGAUUGAGGGACCCAAGAUCAUGAUUGCUUGUGUUGGUAUCGGUACCGUCACUGGAACAAUCUUCCUUGUUGUACUGCUCUUCGUGGCUGGCGAUAUCAACAAGAUCAUUGAUUCUGCGGCAACUCCGCUCCUUGCAAUUUUGAAGAAUGCCACUUCAAGCAAUGCAGGCGCUAUCUGUCUCUUGAUGUACGCUUCACUGCUCUCCCUCCCACUAGCGUUUUGUACUAACAUCGUUUCAAGCUUCCCGCUAGUCUGUGCUCUGUUCGCUGCAACCGCUAUUAUGACAACUAGCAGUCGCAUGGUCUAUGCCUUCGCGCGUGAUGGAGGACUCCCUGCAUCCCCCUUCUUCUCGCGCAUCCACACCAAACUACAGGUUCCUUUGAACUCGUUGUAUCUCAAUCUGGCUCUCGUGGUUAUUUUCGGGUGUAUCUUCUUGGGCUCAACCAGCGCUUUCAAUGCUAUUGUCUCAGCGUCAGUGGUACUGCUCGAUAUCUCAUAUGCAAUGCCAAUUGCCGUGAACUGCUGCCGAGGAAGGAGAAUGCUACCUGAGCGCUCAUUCAAACUGCCAGAAAUCGUUGGCUGGACCCUCAACAUCAUCUCGUUGGCGUACAUUUCCCUGACUACUAUCCUUUUCCUUUUCCCCCCUGAGUUGCCUGCCACUGGCAGCAACAUGAAUUACUGUGUUGCGGCUUUCGGUAUUGUGUUUGUCAUUUCCACCAUCCAGUGGAUUGUAGAUGGACGCAAGAAUUUUGUCGGUCCCCGUAUCCAAGUGGAAGUCUUCAAUGGAGAGGUCGGUACUCAGCCAGAGCAGCCGAUUCCAUUCGUUGAACAGCAUAAGGAGUAG
Messenger RNA from Penicillium robsamsonii, 1608 nucleotides. RefSeq names its product GABA permease GabA. Gene Ontology annotation, molecular function: transmembrane transporter activity. The coding region runs from base 1 to 1608 and encodes 535 amino acids. NCBI's taxonomy places the organism in Eukaryota, Fungi, Ascomycota, Eurotiomycetes, Eurotiales, Aspergillaceae. The transcript has 14 exons. The record is from RefSeq and is a predicted model, not a curated record. Gene Ontology annotation, cellular component: membrane. Gene Ontology annotation, biological process: transmembrane transport.